Ictalurus furcatus (blue catfish) is the source of this 6084-nucleotide messenger RNA. RefSeq names its product formin binding protein 1a (gene fnbp1a). The record is from RefSeq and is a predicted model, not a curated record. The transcript is spliced from 17 exons. Bases 257 to 2179 code for a protein of 640 amino acids. Gene Ontology annotation, biological process: endocytosis; signal transduction. Gene Ontology annotation, molecular function: protein binding. NCBI's taxonomy places the organism in Eukaryota, Metazoa, Chordata, Actinopteri, Siluriformes, Ictaluridae.
UUUAACCCGAUCAGCAUCAUCCCGGGCUGUGUGUGCUGUCCCAAGCGGCUGACUGAAUGAAUGCAGGGUGCUGAGAGAGAGAGAGAGAGAGAGAGAGAGAGAGGCCGAGGCUGAUCGCCUGCAACUGACAGCAUGCGGAGGUGAAAACGGACCUCUUAUCACCGAUCGAGGUUUACAUCCUUGACGGUACUUUCUUUUUAAACCCCAGGAUCAGUCAUUAAAAAAAAACAGAUUAGUGAUCUAUUCCGAAGUAGCCAUGCAUUCGAGCAGAGGAUUAUCGAGGAGGAAUUGCCCCGAAUCCCUGAGCUGCAGCUGGGGCACCGAGCUCUGGGAUCAGUUUGAUAACUUGGAGAAGCACACGCAGUGGGGCAUUGAGUUUGUGGAGCGCUACACCAAGUUUGUCAAGGAGAGAUCCGAAAUCGAGCUGAACUACGCCAAGCAAAUAAGAAACCUCUCUAAGAAAUAUCAGCCCAAGAAGAACUCCAGAGAAGAGGACGAGUACAAGUACACCUCCUGCAGAGCGUUUCUGAUGACGCUGAACGAGCUGAAUGACUACGCCGGGCAGCACGAGGUCAUCGCAGAGAACCUCUCAACACAGAUCAUCUCAGAGCUGGUGCGCUAUAUCCAGGAGCUGAAAGCCGAACGGAAAGCGCAUUUCCAUGAUGGUCGCAGAGCUCAGCAGCAUAUCGAGAACUCCUGGAAACAGCUGGAGUCGAGCAAACGUCGGUUUGAGAGAGACUGCAAAGAAGCCGACCGUGCCCAGCAUUACUUUGACAAGAUGGACGCCGACAUUAACGUGACCAAAGCCGAUGUGGAGAAGCGGUGUUCACUCAAGGCUAAACAGCAGGCUCAAAUAAGGCAUCAAAUAGCUGAUGACAGUAAGAACGAGUAUCUGUCCUACCUGCAGAAGUUUAAUAAAGACCAACACGAACACUACUACACCCUCAUCCCCCACAUCUUUCAGAGGAUCCAGGAGAUGGAGGAGAGACGGAUUGAGAGAAUAGGGGAGAGUAUGAGGUGCUACGCCGAGGUGGAGCGCAAAGUGCUGCCCAUCGUUAAUAAGUGUCUGGAUGGCAUGACCAAGGCAGCUGAGUCCAUCGAGCCCAAAAUGGACACCAAGCAGGUGGUAGAGACGUACAAGUCAGGCUUUGAGCCCCCGGGCGAUGUAGACUUCGAGGACUACAGUGUGUCCAUGAAGAGAGCCGUGUCCGAGUCCAGCUUCCUGAACGCACGUGGAGAGAGUCGGCGCAGGAGCCGAAGCAAGCUGUGGCCUUUAAUUAAGAGAAAUAAGCUUAUGUCUUUGCUAGCGUCGCCUCGUCAGCCCCCUCCCCCUCCCCCCACGUCGCCCUCUCCAGAAGGCCUGGCCAACGGGCCGCACUCGCCCCCGCACAGCAAGGAGCCGCUCGGACAGCGCCUCAACGACUUCAUGAGCUCCAAACACAAGAUGCAGUGCCUGAGAAGCCUCAAGCGUGGGCUCUCCCUGAAGCUGGGAACAGUCCAGGAGGAUUACAGUCAUUUACCCCCAGAGCAAAGGCGAAAGAAAUUGCAGGCCAAGCUUAAUGACAUCAGCAAAGACAUCCAGAAAGAGAUGGAUCAGAGGGACGCACUGAAUAAAAUGAAGGAAGUGUACAUCAAGAACCCUCACAUGGGCGACCCCAACAGUGUGGACCCACGUUUAGAGGAGGUGCGGCAGAGCAUCGAGAAAUUCCAGCUCGAGGCACACAAAUAUGAGACCUGGCUAACAGACGUGGAGAGGAAGCUGCUGGAGAAGGACAGCACUCUGCGGAGACAAAGCGCCCCUUUUGAUUCACAGGGAAACGCAGCCAACGUCGCUAACAGCUGUGCGCAGAACAGAGAGAGUCCGGACGGCAGCUAUACGGAAGACCCCAGCACGGAGACGGUGCAGUUCAAGUCCCGCAGCACUGAGUUCGACGACGAGUUCGACGAUGAAGAACCUUUACCCACCAUAGGAACGUGCAAGGCUCUCUACCCUUUCGAAGGUCAGAACGAGGGCACCAUCCCGAUGGCGGAAGGCGAGAUGCUGUACGUGAUCGAGGAGGACAAAGGCGACGGCUGGACUCGUGUGCGCAGGAACGAGGACGAGGAGGGAUACGUGCCCACGUCCUACAUCAAGCUCUGCUUUGACGCCAACUCCAAAGGUGCCAUGACCUAUAUUUAACCCACAGAGCUAAAACAACAUGCGUAGCAUCAGCGCCUUCUUCUGACUAUCCCUGUCCUCUGGCCAUUUUUAUAGGCCAGGAGGAUGGUGUAUAAGCUUCACUUUAGGCCAUUUCUGCUUUUUAAAAUGUUUUUUUUUUUUUUUUUUUGCAUAUAAGAAUGCAAGAGAGAGAGAGCUGGACGGACUAAGAGCUAUCUGAAAAACCACCUCCAUCCUAUAGGACAGGAAGUGGACUGAACUCAAUGUGCAACAUAUCAUGUAGCAUAUCAGACUAUUUGUGUCAGUAUUUAUAGGCUUCUUUAUUUUGCAUCUCUCUCCCUCAGUGUGAAAAAGAUUGGGGGGAAAAAAGACUUUUCUGUCCAUAAGGAUGAGAAGGCAAUAGAGCCACCAUUGAGGUGUGCUGGUAGAAAACGCUGCUUAAUUUACAUUUCAUAUCAUAUCUUUGGGUAUUGUGGUUGUUUUUGUAUAAAAACAAAAAAAAAACAAAACCAUGUAUGUUUAUAUGUCUGUCUAUGGCUGAGCCACAGGUAAUAUUUCAUUUUGAGCUAAGCAAAUUCUUUAAAUUUGGUAAAGAGAUAUUGACAGUCAGCAAUAACGGUGUUGUGAGGCUCCAGUCAAAUAUCAGAUUGUAUUUCAAAAAAAAAAAAAAAAAAACCCCAGACAUUUUCAAUUUUUAUUACAGUUUCUGUACUUCAGUGUUUAAAAUCCUAAAUUAUAUCAAUGUAAAUACUCUACGAGCAAGCAUGAAAGAACCAUGUCUAGUCUAACGUUUACUCAGGUACUUAUUUCUUUGUAUUUGUUUAACUAAUAAAUAUACGUUUUCCCCCAAGCAGUUAGAUUCAAGCUAAACGUGUAUAGUCAUAAUUUAAAAAAAAAAAAAAAGAACUAGCUACAUUAAUUCCUGCAUGCUCAUAACAAAUUUAGCUUUGAAUAGCUUUACAUUUUCCACGAUCUCUCAUUUGAGACAGCAGCUAAACCAAGCUAGAGUAGUUAAAGUGCUAUAAACAAAACGACGUGCGUGAGAGAAUAAAAGAGUCCACAGUUUUUGGAAACGUUUUGCAUGCAGUUCUUAUCACAUCCGACAAGGCGAACCAGUUGAAGACAUUUCCAUGACGAUUUAAAUGACGCAAAGCGAAAAAAAAAUAAAGCACAUCUCGUGAUUUCCGAUGCUAAUAGUAUUGAUAUGAUUGCAGCUGCUUCUGCAUGCUUUUUUAACGCAUACAGGCUUUCUGUCGCUGUAAGAUUAAAGCUUGUCCAUCGUCUUUUGUCUUUUUUUUUUCCUGUAAAGCAAUAGUAGCUGUAAAUUCUGCCUCACUGCUUUAUAGACUGAUACAGCAGGAAAUAUUAACACUGACACUUUUUUGAUCACCGGCUAGGUGAUGAAUUGACGUAUGCAUGAGGAAAACGGCGACAAAGUAUUGUCAUGGGUUAGUACUGUAUUUUUUGGACUGUUAGACGUAAUCGAGUAGAAGACCCUUCCACCACAGGUGUAGUGCGCAUCGUAUGGAUAACUUCACGCAGGCCGAGACCUUCCGACAAAGUCACGUAGUGACGUGUAAUGCUGCAUUAGCAAUAAAAUAAUGCUGUCAUAGAAGCUAUUUUUUUCCUGAGCCCUUCUCGGUCGGUUCUCAUGGGGUCGACGCAGAACCCAGGCAGGUUCAUAGCACCACACAGACAUUUCUAAGUUUACUUAGAAAUACAGGAUGGUCAAAGCAUUUUGUAUUUAAUAAGCUGUAAAAGUCACAUCAUCUGCUUGUGGGCAAAUAAAAAGUGUCUUAAAAAUUGUCUCCAGAAAUGACGGUAUUCCUAUGCCACAUGUCUAACAUCUUGUGUGAUUUUUUUUUGUUUGUUUGUUUGUUUGUUUUUUCUUUGCUUCUUUUUUUUUUUUGUUCUUUUCUUUGCAGAUCCCUAAAAGCGUUUGGCUGGCACAGGAGUGGCAGGGCAAGCGUCCUUGCGUGAAACAUCCUGCUCUUUAAUGCGUAGUCAGAGAGGUGCUGUGUGAGGCCGUCUGACAGGCCGAUCCAUUCUUAACACAAACUCUGAAUCUCCUCUUCUUCGGGCCAGAGGCAGAAAAAACACACCUGCGCGGAAUAUUGUCUGAGAUCUUUUUUUUGUUUCUUUGUUUGUUUGUUUGUUUUUUAAAUAACCCGUGUGCUAAUGAUUUGCAGAGCUUGCUUCUCGUGUGAGCCUAGACUUCUCAGCCUUGUGUAGUAGCUGCUUGCUGUCUGACCAGAGCCAUUAGUUCUAAUCUCUAGUCCUCAGAAUCAGAUACAGGACCGUGACGUGCUUCUAGUCAAGCUGGUUCGCAUAAUAGUCAUGAUCCAGUAGCUGCUGUCUUUCUCUGGCCUGCAGUAGGUUCUUGAGGAUCCCUAGGGCAGUGAUUUUUAUGAACGUAUUUAUCAGGCCAUUGUGAAAACCGAAAAGCAUUUAAAUGUUAGGGCGGGUUAAGUGGGCGGGUGUUGGGAGGGUUGUUAUUUUUAAAGGUAUAUCAUAUAUCAUAUACAAAAUGGUGGGUUUUUUUGUGACUAAAUCUGAGUGAAGUGGUUGAAGCGGGCAGCUUUAGAGUUGCAGUCCUUCAGUCGGUCACUCUUUCCUCACAGAGGUGAAAGCAGUGCCAUCUCACUCACUCACUCAUGCUCACUUUCUUCCCUGUAUUGUGUGUAUACGCCACAUCUCCUGUCUUUCUCUCACUUUUCUCUCUCUCUCUCUCUCUCUCUCUCAAACUAAUAGCGCUUUUGCAUUGGACACUGCGGCACGAUAUAGUACAGUUACUAAUCCAAAUCUAGAUCUACUGGUUGAGUCCCUGUGUCCGUUGUCCAUUGGCUAGCUGUAAAAGUAGGUGGAGUUUUCUGAAGGUUGUGAGGUGGUUUAAAUAGCAGAACACUCGGCAUAUAAUCACGAUUAGAUACGUCGAUAAGUGUGUGUGCGGCUCUGUCGCUUGUCUACCUCCGAUGACUCGUACUAAUCAAGAAACAGAGUGAAUUCGCUGGCCUGUUGUAAUUGCAGAGCGUAAGUAAGUAAAGGGUGCCAAUAUUUAUCUUUAGUUUAAAAAAAAAAUCACGAGAAUGCCGGUUUUCUUUGUGAUAUUAAAAUUCAACAAAAAGAACAAGUUGGAACGCCGUUUCUGUAAUCUCAAGUGAGACACAUCGUGCACUUCACACAUUCAGUGUAGGUAUUUAGCGAAUAAUAAAACACUUAGGAAAAUAAUCAACAGCCACAAAGGUGAUUUUUUUUUCCUAUAACACAUCCUGCUGUGUUUUAUUUCGCUCGCUCUAUCACUAGCCCCUCUUCUUUCCAAUACAAAAAAAAUACAUCCAGUGAGACUGCUAAAUGCAAAGUCUUCUUACUGACUGUUACAAAGUGCUGACGCUGGAGACUCCUUCCAUAAAUGUUAAUAACUGUCUCCUUACAGGAAGCUUCACUAUAGCAAGGAUUAUAUGUUUUUCCUUUGUUCAAGACAAACAACACUUAAAAUAAGAAAAAGAUUACCUAAUCUUUUAGAUUUCAGGUAAUCUUACAGGUCCAUGUGAAUGAGUUGUUACUAUAGUAACGAUUAUGUAUUAGAACAAGCGAAUUCGUAUAAACAUGCGAGUUGCUGUUAUAGAAAAUUAAUCAACACCUUCUGGCCAAUCAGAAUGGAGAAUUCUCUUGAUAGAUAAUCUAGAAUGAGGGAUUUGUUAUCGUACCCCACUGUCUGGUGGAAAAGCGCAAAUAUUCUUUGUAGUUUCCUCUCUCUACCCUUCCUGUCUUCAUCUUCCUGUCUCUUACUUUUUCUCACUUUAAGUCUGUUUUUUGGCAUCCCUUUUUUUUCUCCAUCCAUCUCUAGCUCUUUCAUUGUAGUUUUUUUCUACUCUCUCUUUCUCUCUUUCGAAAUCUCUCUCUCUCUCUUUCUCAACUUCUCUCAA